UCGCUACAAAUAUGGCGUUCCCAUCUCGAAACCAAUAUAUGUCCUCGGCCGGCAUGGUCAAUGCGUCUGAUCAGCCAGGUACCAUCGAUCUCAAACUUUGUCGAGUAUCGUGCACGGCCAUCAUGAUAUCACUCUACACAUGAUCGCCGUACUUAAGACAGGCACAAUACGUCGAACGGUCCCGAUUAAGGUGUCCUUCAAUGCGAAGAAGAAGACUUUUGGAAACAAGACAAUAGUCCACCAAGGAUUACAUGUCAGCAAUGCAUCGACUCAGCUCCUUUGCGCGGAGCCUCAGCGUUGGCGGUAGCAGCACCAACGUCAGUCGGCCAGCGACGCCAGAAAUCGACCACGCCAGCGGCAAUAGCCACACCUGGAAAGGAACUGAAAUCUCCUCCUCUGUCAACGGCGAUGGUGGACAGGAAAUACCUGAGAACAAAACAAUAUUCCAAUCCUUCGAAUGGUAUCUCCCUGGCACAACGGAGCACCAGUCACACCAUUCAGACUCAAAACAUCCAGGCCACUCCCAGCAUCCAAUUUACCAAGGCGGAUCUCCUCUGUUCGGAGAUUCACCCCUCGCAGGCCUUGCAGGCCAUCCAUCACAUCCAGACUCUGACGCAGACUCGACGAGGAGCCACUAUACCCUCCUGACAUCCCUUCUCCCACAGCUCUCAACCCUAGGCAUAUCCCACAUCUGGCUCCCUCCCGGCACAAAAGCCACCAACCCGGAGGACGUAGGCUACGCGACCUACGAUCUCUGGGAUCUAGGCGAAUUCGACGCCAAAGGGACCGGUCACAAAAACACAAAAUGGGGCAGCAAGUCCGACCUCGAACGAUUCUGCACCGAAGCAAAGCGUCACGACGUACAAGUCCUCUGGGACGCGGUAUUGAAUCACAAGGCCGGCGCUGAUGGGAACGAAAAUGCUCGUGCGGUAAAAGUUGACCCUAAGGACCGAACAAAGACACUCACGAAACCGUAUGAAAUUGAGAGCUGGACGAAAUUCACGUUCCCCGCUCGAGGAAAAACGUACUCAGAUAUGAAAUGGGAUGCGAAGCAUUUUACGGGCGUCGACUACGACUCUCGGGCCAACGACCAUGGGAUCUUUAAGUUCGUGGGCGACAGGCAUGUGCAUGGGAGACGAAGAGAUUGGGCGAGUGAUGUGAGUAAAGAAUUGGGUAAUUAUGAUUACUUGAUGUUCGCCGACAUCGACCACUCCCAUCCAGCAGUCCGAGCCGACCUGUUCAACUGGGGUCAAUGGAUAACGUCGCACCUGAAUCUAGGUGGUAUGCGUCUGGAUGCCAUCAAGCAUUAUUCACUCUCCUUUCUCGCGGACUUUCUGGCACAUCUUGACGCAACAUCCAACAAUAAGAAAUUCUUUUUCGUUGGGGAGUAUUGGGAUUCGGAUUCGGUGGUGCUGGAGAAGAUUCUACGAAAGUUUCAUGGGAGAUUGAAUCUUUUUGAUGUCCAGCUCGUGUACAAUUUCAGUGAUUUCAGCAAAGGUCGAAGAGAAGAUCUCAGGACGGUAUUUGACGGGUCGUUGGUCCAAAGAGACCCAGUGCAUGCAGUGGUAAGACUCCCAUGCUCUCGCAUCACAAGUGUUGCGUGCUAAUUGUUUCGGUAUGAAGACAUUCGUCGCAAACCACGACA
Molecule: messenger RNA, 1645 nt
Organism: Exophiala viscosa
Lineage: Eukaryota; Fungi; Ascomycota; Eurotiomycetes; Chaetothyriales; Herpotrichiellaceae
Product: glycoside hydrolase superfamily
Exons: 1
Coding region: 252-1607 (451 amino acids)
Biological process (GO): carbohydrate metabolic process
Molecular function (GO): hydrolase activity, hydrolyzing O-glycosyl compounds; calcium ion binding
Source: RefSeq, a predicted model, not a curated record